UCCGGAAUGAAAUGCCCGGAUGAAUGCAGACGAAACAGGUGCUCGAAAAAUGAUGUUGCAAAGUUAAACGUGUUUUUAAACAAGACAGUAUUGCGUUGCCAUGAUUUCUGAAAUAUGUGUACUUUCUCCAAUUUAUGAACCACUUUUAAAGAAGACAUAUCGAAAGGAUCACCUAAAAAGCAACACAACUGGUGUCUUUGUGAAGAAACUUAACCAGGAUGGCAGGAAUCUACAGCCUCACUUUAAGGAUGACAAUGUAUCUUACUUCUACAUUGAGAGAAAUAACCUAAUUUUCUUUGCAACAUCAACAUCUGAACUAUCACCAGUAGCAGUGAUAGAAAUACUCAGCAGAUUAUACCAUGUUUGUAAGGACUUCUGUGGAACAGUGUCUGAAAAUGCUAUCAAAAGUAACCUCCUUUUGUUAUAUGAAGUACUGGAUGAAAUGCUGGACUAUGGUUAUAUCCAGCUUGCAAGUACUGACAAGUUGAAACCUUACAUCACUAGUGAGCCAGUUGUCAUAGAAACAAGCCGAUCAACACAAGAAGAUGUGGCAGCUAGACUACUUGGAAUCGACAGCAGGGUCGUGCCCUUCAGUGCAGCGAACAAGCCUGUCAUCCGAUCACAAGCAGAUAUGGAGAACAGGAGGAAUGAGGUGUUUGUUGAUGUUGUUGAAAGGCUGACAGCUGUUCUCGACUCCAAUGGAGGUGUAAGUCGGAUGGAGAUUAACGGUUCUGUCAACAUGAAGAACUUCUUGAUUGGCAGUCCCCUGAUAAAAAUAGCAUUAAAUGAGGAUAUGGUUGUCCACCAGGAGGGCCAGCUGAAAGGUCUUGGACAAAAUGUCCAGCUUGACAGGUGUAAUUUUCACCAAUGUGUCAAACUUGACGAGUUUGACAGUGACAGGAUCCUGAAAGUGCACCCACAAACAGGAGAAUUCUCUAUCAUGACAUACAGUGCUCAUGGAGAGUUCCCUAUAACACUCCCUCUCAGAGUGAUGAUAUUCCUGUCAGAAAUUAAAGGUAGCAGAGAUGUUGACAUGACUGUGAGACUCAAGUGUGAAAUUCCUGCCAGCUGCCAUUUUGUCUACAUAGCAGUGAAAAUAAACAUUCCAAAAUCAGUCACAAGCAUGUCCCAGGGCCUCAGUGGACCCAGUCAGAUUGCCGAGUUGAAGAGAGAGGAGGGGGUAAUAGUGUGGAAGAUGAAGAAGUUACCUGGAAACACAGAAGCAAUUGGAAAAUUCAGGUUGAUCAGCCAAGGUGGUGACAAAAUAAACAAGAAGGAGAUUGGCCCCCUCAUUGUGGACUACGAGGUGUCAGGAUACACCUGCACUGGCUUACAGAUCCGCUAUAUGAGGGUGUAUGACCAGGAACAUUCCUAUGUGCCAUUCCGCUGGAUACGUUACAUCACUGUCACAGAAUCCUACAUUGUUAAACUGUCAUGAAGUACCAACACCCACCUGUUCAUGAUUCUCAGAUGUGGACUGAUCAGAGUUUGACAAUAAUUGUUGACAGCUUCAGAGCUAAUUUCAACGUUUGAAACCUCACACAAUGCUGGCUUAAAAGUUUGCACUCUUGAAUUUACAUAUAGCAUGGUUCUGAAUUAUAUCUCUUCAAUAGAUAUAACUGCAGUACAUGCUAAACCAAAGAAUUCUUAUUAUUUUGAUUCUGGAGCAGGUGUGUUAUGCUAUGUGUUAUGUGUGUAGGUAUCAUUCUACAAGAGAAUGGGGACGGUCAGUUAGGCUAGUGGUUAAAGCGUUCGCUUGUCACGCUGAAGACCCGGGUUUCGAUUCCCUACAUGGGUACAAUGUGUGAAGCCCAUUUCUGGUGUCCCCUGCCGUGAUAUUGCAAGAAUAUUGCUAAAAGCGGCAUAAAACCAUACUCACACACAAGAGAAUGGAAAAGUAAUUUCCCACUAUCACACAUAAACACAAGGACUUCAUGGACAAAAGAAAACAAUCACUGGCUGGUACACAUUUUUAUUGUGUAAUGUACCAUUUUAAAUUCUAUGGCCAUUGAAUUUAAUUACAGAUAGCAAGAGUACCAGUACCAUAUGUGAGGAUAAUGUGUUUUGAGGAUACUACCAUUUUCUCCAUGUACUUUUAGCACUAUUCCUUUCAAAUGCAUUUAAUAUCAUCAUCCCUUUCUGCUGAGAUUGUUUUGCAAUUAUAAGUGGUGAAUUUUAGCAGAAAUUGUGUAUUUUGUGUCAUUAUAAUAUCUUAUUGUUGUUGGAA
This is a messenger RNA of Haliotis rufescens (red abalone), 2227 nucleotides long. RefSeq names its product AP-4 complex subunit mu-1-like. Gene Ontology annotation, cellular component: trans-Golgi network; cytoplasmic vesicle; clathrin adaptor complex. Bases 101 to 1438 code for a protein of 445 amino acids. The transcript is spliced from 13 exons. The record is from RefSeq and is a predicted model, not a curated record. NCBI's taxonomy places the organism in Eukaryota, Metazoa, Mollusca, Gastropoda, Lepetellida, Haliotidae. Gene Ontology annotation, biological process: protein targeting; Golgi to lysosome transport.